This is a messenger RNA of Heteronotia binoei (common prickly gecko), 3460 nucleotides long. It is a transcript of the gene SAMD1, whose product is annotated as sterile alpha motif domain containing 1. Bases 32 to 1414 code for a protein of 460 amino acids. Lineage: Eukaryota; Metazoa; Chordata; Lepidosauria; Squamata; Gekkonidae. Gene Ontology annotation, molecular function: DNA binding; protein binding. The transcript has 5 exons. The record is from RefSeq and is a predicted model, not a curated record.
GCGGAGCGGCGCCGGGGGAGGCGGCAGCAGCAUGGCCGGGCCCCCGCCGCCGCCCCCGGGCCAGGAGGCGCCGCGCUACCAGGAGUGGAUCCUCGACACCAUCGACUCGCUGCGCUCCCGCAAGGCGCGCCCGGACCUGGAGCGCAUCUGCCGCAUGGUGCGCCGCCGCCACGGCCCCGAGCCCGAGCGCACCCGCGCCGAGCUCGAGAAGCUCAUCCAGCAGCGCGCCGUGCUCCGCGUCAGCUACAAGGGCAGCAUCUCCUACCGCAACGCCGCGCGCGUCCAGCCGCCCCGCCGAGGGCCAGCGCCACCCCCCGCCCCCGCCGCCAGCCCCGCCGCGCCCCGCGCCUCCCAGCGCGCAGCCCCGCCGCCGCCGCCCCCGCCGCCGCCCCCGCCGCCCCCUCCCCGCCGCACCGCCCGCGAGCGCCCGCCGCCCGCCCCGGCCCCCGACGAGCCCGCCCCCGUCAGCCUGCGAGAAAUCGUGCGCUACUUCGGCGGCGACGGCGCCGCGCCCGCAGGCGGCAGGGUGACUCGAGGCCGAGCGCAGGGGCUGCUCCAGGAGGAGAGGAGCCGCUCGGGCGGCGGCGGCGGCGGCGGGGGCGGGGGCGUCUCCUUGCCCAGGGCCGAGAGAGGCGCGCAGGCGCGGCCCCCCCAUGCCCGCCCGCCCAGGAACAAGAAGGCAGGUGAGGAGGCAAAAGGUGAAGAGGAGGAAGAAGAGGAGGAAGAUGAAGACGAUGAAGUAUCCACCAUGUCUGAAGGUUCAGAGGUGGCCCAAGAUUAUGAAGCUAGCAACUACAGCCGAUCGGGGAUAGGCCAGGUGAACGGGGACUGUAAGGACAGCAAGCAUGGCGGGAAAGAGAUCCCACCCAGCAGUGCCCUCCCCAGAGACCUGCGCUCCGUUGAGGAGCACUCCUUGAGCAAAGGAUCUGAGCAUCCCCACCAUGAAGGAAGCGAGCGAUGUCAUACCAAGGCCUCUUGGCCUGGAGAAAGUGCCUGUCAGCAUCUGGGGGGCAGCAAGAAGGAUGGCAGCACCUAUCAGCAGCCUGACAGAGCAGUGUCACCAGCUGUUGCAGGUACUGAGCCUUCCGUGCCCUCCUCUCCUGGGAGACCUGGCAUUCAGGCAGAUGGGAGACCCUUCAGCUGCACCUCAGUGAAGGAGAAACCUUCUGACCCUGUGGAAUGGACAGUCAGUGAUGUUGUGGAUUAUUUCACAGAAGCUGGGUUUGCUGAGCAAGCAUCUGCCUUUCAAGAGCAGGAGAUCGAUGGGAAGUCUUUGUUGCUGAUGCAGCGCACUGACGUGUUGACAGGCUUGUCUAUCCGUCUGGGACCCGCACUCAAGAUCUACGAGUAUCACAUCAAAGUGCUGCAGCAGUGUCACUUCGAGGAGGACGAGGGAGACUCCUUUAUGGGCUGAGGCGAAUAAGUACAGCUUGCAAGGGGGGGGGGGGCGGGGAGAGGAGGACUGCGCCAGUUGCUGCUGUCUCAGCCAUUUCGGCCUUCCUCUGCCUCCGUGCGAGCAAGACUUCAGUUGAGAAUGGCAAGAACUUUGAUCGGACAUUGCGAGAGGAGGGGGCAGAAAUGAUGACCCCCAGCUUUGUGGCUUUUGUAUCCUGAUUGCCCAGAGAGAGAAAGAGUGAGAAGGCCAGGGUGGGAGGACUGCAAAAACCCUUUCCUUCUCCCAUCCUGUGUGUGUUGUAACCCCCCCCCCCCCCAGCUUCUCACUCCCCAUAGUGCAUUGUCUGUUUCGGGAAAGGGUGGAGAGAUGCUGUUCUUCUCUCUGCUCCCCAGCUCAAUUUAAUGGAGAUAACUUGUGCUUCAGCACCUCCCAGCCUCCCACAGUAGCGCUUGAGGGUUCCGGCUGCUCCCUCCCUUCUUGAUGUGAUGGGCAAGGCAGAAGGUUUUAAUCAAGUAUCUUUUUAUUCUCUUUUUCUGUUUGUUAGGCUCUUUCUUCCAAUUUUCAUGGUUGUUGCUUGGAGUCAAUUGCUUUUUAUUUUUUUUUUCCUUCUCAUUUUUUUAAAAAAUAUAAAUAUUUAAAUUGAAAAAAAUAUACCUUGGUUUAGUAUUUCCGCAUCUAUUGGACCUCUGGAGGGGACAUUGGAACAGCUAAAAUUAAUCAGUGUCUAAGGGAGGUGGAAGCUCUCAGUCCAGUAUUCAGCUCUAGAGGGUAGUUAUCUGGUGGCGUUUGCCAAUAUGUUUUUAACAAGAGAGAGAUCUAGGAAAUGACAAUAAGAAUGGAAGGCUUUAUGAUUAGUCGAGAGCUGGGAGAAGAUCCCAGAAGAUCGGGUUCAACACGUAUAAUUGUAAUUAUCCAGGAAAAUUGAGUUUGUUUGGGUUCCUUAAAUGCACAUUGCCUGUGCAGUAGCUAUUGCACAAUCACAGAAAAGUCUGAAAUGAAAUGUUUGGAAGAGGGCUGUUCACGGCGGUGCAGUUAACAUUGUGCGUGUGGCUCGGCUCGUAUUGUAUUCUUAUGAGAGCUGUUACAGAUUAUAUUGGCAGUGUAAAAACUUUGAGGACUAAAGAAGGAAUAGGAACUGAUUGGUAGCCCUGUUCUUUCUUUCUUUCAGAAGAAAAUAUGGUUCGCUUGUUUAAAACAGACUGAGCCCAUAUAGGUAAAUUGUAACACCAAGAGUAGGUGGCAGGGGGGAAUAUCCAUAGUAAAAUAGUUUCUUUGCACACUGGCAGAAUGAGAUGUAAUGGAGUGGCCCUGUAUACAGAAUAUGAGCUUUCUUGGUUAUACUGAGAACACAAUGCACAAAAUCUUGUUGCUUGCAAAGCCUCUGUAUAUAGCAGCUUGAAACACCCUUUAAAAGAAUGUAGGAGCUGGAACUUCUCAAGAUCAUUGAGAACCUCUAAACCGCAACUGCCAGGGUUCAUUGUUCAGCAGCCAUGAUCAAUGAUUGGCUACAUUUAAAAUAUGGGCAUGCUGGUGAAUACAGCAGUGUUACAGUCAGUGGGUAAGGGGCACUGCCACCCUGCUUAUUUGUACCCCAGAAACAGAGUACUACAGAUAGGUAAGCAGAGAAAUUCCAUAUGCAUGUCUGGAGCAAAUGCCCAGCUAGACAGGAGCACACUGAAGUGAAAUUCUCAAAAAAGUUUUUGAAACCAUGAGGGCUAGAAACUUAUUGUUUGAAUUUAAGCAGAGAUUAAUGUUGUAGCACAAAAGUGCCUCGGGGCUUACAUACUGGUUGCAUGUUGCCCCUUAUUGCACAGGAUCCUAUUAUUUUGUCCAGAGCUGGGAAUAAAAAAAAAAUAAUCAAGAUUCUUGGGUUCUAAGAACUUUUACCCAUUUUUUUUCUGUGUUGGUAACCAGAUGUUUACGAUUGGUGUUAGGAAAUAAUAUGCUGUAGGGCCAUGAAAUUACAUGGCACUUCCUUAUUAUGCACAAACACCCCUAAGCUUAUGUAUGACAGUUGAUUAUCCAGGUUAAAAUGAAUAUAUGGAGGCCCCGUUCUUCAUAUAG